Molecule: messenger RNA, 2196 nt
Organism: Anopheles merus
Lineage: Eukaryota; Metazoa; Arthropoda; Insecta; Diptera; Culicidae
Gene: sosie
Exons: 3
Coding region: 516-1133 (205 amino acids)
Source: RefSeq, a predicted model, not a curated record
CUUGAACGUUCGCUCACUUCGUCACGGCACUCGCAACGGUACGGUCGCACACAGAAGGGUCGGCGUCGCAAAACCGAACGGACCCCGGGCACUUUAAUCAGUUCUAAUCCAACGCGUGUGUAUGUGUGUAACAGUGUGGACUAGCUGGCACACUUGGCUCUUCUUUCUUUGUUUAACGAUUUGAGUGUGCUUUGAACCAGUUUCGGAAGGUCUUUAUGGAUGUACUAUUGCAGCACAGUAUCGCCCAAUAAUCACAAACCUGUGGGAGUUUCGCGCAUUGAGGAAGUUUGUGCCCCUGUUUGUAACCGGAAAGCGUAAGCGGCUCAUUAGCACGGUGGGAGCGUUGCAGUGCUGGUGCUGGAUACGUUUGUCGCCUGUGACGCGUGCUCGUUCGUUGCAGAUAGUGCAUCACUCUGGGACCUCCGUCCCUCCGUCCGACAUAACAGGGUCCGUGGGUGUGUGUGUGUGAGUGUGUUUGUGUGGUGUAAGGCAAGGAGGCUAGAAAGGAACCAAACAUGGGUCCACUUAAGCAAAUGACACAUUGCGGAAGCAUAAGUGCACUGUUUGCCGUGCUGAUAGUGCUGUUCGGCGUCAGCUCGUCGGCCCUGACGACGUUCGGGAAGUCGAACACGAAUCAACAGGCAGCCCCAACACCACCGCCGGUGGUAGCCAAAAGCUGUACCAAUCACGCCGACUGCAGUACGAUACAAAACACGAGCUGCGUUCUCGAUCCGAUCGAUGAUCGUAUGCGCUGUCUGUGCGGUGACUUCAAGGCACCGGUAAAUGGAUUAUGCUCCGCAAAGUACAAAGGUCUGCGCCAUCUGUGUGGAGACUCGGCCCAAUGCGACUACGGUAUGAUGUGUGCCAUCGAGAACUCUACCAAACCGACCACUACGCUGGUGACAAGCAAAACGUUCCUCACCAGCAGCAUGCUGAGCAGCAACGGCAACAGUACCUACAAGGUGUGCCUGUGCGAUGAGGAGGCCGAAUUUUUCGAAAACAAACACGAACGUCACUGCAGCGGCGGUACGGUAGUGAUCGUCACAACAGGAGCAGUGAUUCCACUGAUGUUGCUGCUGCUGGGAAGAUUUAUCGCUAACCUUCCCAUCGCUCGCUGGUAUUCGGUGCUUUAAGUACAGGCCGUCGGACAUCCGGAGACCUGAGAAGUCACAAAACCCGUUGCACAAUGCACCUUGCCAAACAGCACAAGGCAAAACAGCUUUCUGCAAAGUAUUUGGGUAGAUGUGGGCGAAGAAUUAGCUCAGCACGUUCACGACAAAUCCGAAUUUCAUGUCCCAGCACCCAAUUCGCCUUGUUAGUGUAAUGCGUUAAGGAGAUAGAGAUACAGCAAUCAGAACCAAUUCCAGUAAAGAUUAGUAUGAAUAUAUUUUCUAAAUUUCGGCACAGCGAAAUGCACGAUCAUAUCAAACUAGAAUGCACAGAUAUUUUUAAAGUAAUCUUAUUAUACCAUUCGAUGCAAGCAAACAAGAACAACGUACAAUUAGUGGACAACGAAAAUGUAACUUUUGCGCUUAACUGUUCAGAGUUUUUGCCAUUUUUCAUAUUCAUAUUUCUGGUUGAUUAUAAAAAAAACAACAAAAUUUUAAAUAUAAAACGACAAGGCAAUUCAAUCUUACUAGAAAGGCAGCGGAUGUAUUAGUCCACUUCAUAUCAAACUAUAGGGUUUUAUUCGGUAGUUGUAAAUAAUGUUCUAAAAAUUUAAUCAAUUUUGAGUAUACUAUUCCAUCUCAAGCAAAGGGUUCACAUUGAUGUAUACAGAAACUAAGUGUAUUUUAAAGGUAGCGAUAGUAGGAGAAAAUGAAACCAAAACAAGUGUAAAAGUAGUCGACUUACUUUAUUUUUCCCAAAACCAAUACACAAACACAAACACUAAAGACGUGCUUAGAUGCUAUCUACUCAUGCUAAAAAACAAACAAGCAAAAGUAAAUACUGAUGAUGAUUGACUAAAGUAAGCGAAACUGUGUAUACAUAGCUGGUAACUGAGAAUAGAGAGGACUUACAUACUAAUCGGCAGCAAAGUGUAAAUGAGUAAUUAAUCAAAAUUAGCCGUUGCUUGCGCACCACAACGAAUGCAACUCAAUUCUACGCGGUUAUACGCAGUUUACACGCAUGGUUUAUGGAACGACUCGAUGUAAUGUAAAGUGCAUUGUUAUGUGAAUAAAUUUAUUUGAUCUA